This is a messenger RNA of Dioscorea cayenensis subsp. rotundata (Guinea yam), 1485 nucleotides long. Its product is annotated as geranylgeranyl diphosphate reductase, chloroplastic. Gene Ontology annotation, molecular function: FAD binding; oxidoreductase activity, acting on the CH-CH group of donors, NAD or NADP as acceptor. The transcript is spliced from 3 exons. The record is from RefSeq and is a predicted model, not a curated record. NCBI's taxonomy places the organism in Eukaryota, Viridiplantae, Streptophyta, Magnoliopsida, Dioscoreales, Dioscoreaceae. The coding region runs from base 16 to 1401 and encodes 461 amino acids. Gene Ontology annotation, cellular component: chloroplast thylakoid membrane. Gene Ontology annotation, biological process: photosynthesis; chlorophyll biosynthetic process.
CUUCCCCGCCAAAUCAUGGCCUCCAUCUCCUCCGGCGCCGGCGCCGCCACGCUCCGCCGCGACUUCCUCGGCUCCGCCCUCGAGUCCCGCCCCAAGCAUGCCAUCCCUCUCGGCCGCUCCAUCAUCAGAGCCUCAAAAUCCAGCCCUAAACUCCCCAACCGACGUCUCCGCGUCGCCGUCAUCGGUGGAGGUCCGGCUGGUGGCGCCGCCGCCGAGACCUUAGCGAAGGGUGGCAUCGAGACUGUCCUGAUCGAGAGGAAGCUCGACAACUGCAAGCCGUGUGGUGGCGCGAUCCCUCUCUGCAUGGUCGGUGAGUUCGGUCUCCCUCUCGACAUCAUCGAUCGCAGGGUCACCAAGAUGAAGAUGAUAUCCCCCUCCAAUGUCGCCGUCGACAUUGGCCGGACUCUGAAGCCCAAUGAGUACAUUGGCAUGGUCCGCCGUGAGGUCCUCGACGCCUACCUCCGCGACCGUGCCACUGCAUCAGGGGCCGAGGUUAUCAACGGGCUCUUUCUCCAGCUCGACACGCCACAAAGGCCCAACGAGCAGUACAAGAUCCACUACACUCACUACGAUGGCAGCACGCUUGGUGGCCAGAGGAAGACGAUGGAGGUGGACGCUGUGAUAGGCGCCGAUGGGGCCAACUCUCGCGUUGCCAAAUCGAUUGGUGCUGGAGAUUAUGAAUACGCCAUUGCUUUCCAGGAAAGGGUGAAGAUUCCAGAUGAUAAAAUGGAAUACUAUCAAGAGAGGGCAGAGAUGUAUGUAGGAGACGAUGUAUCGCCGGAUUUCUAUGGAUGGGUAUUCCCUAAGUGUGAUCAUGUGGCUGUGGGCACAGGAACAGUGACACACAAGAGCCAGAUCAAGCAAUUCCAAGCCGCGACGAGGUUAAGAGCAAAGGAUAAGAUUGAAGGUGGGAAGAUAAUAAGGGUGGAGGCACAUCCAAUCCCUGAGCAUCCUCGACCCCGAAGGGUAUUAGAUAGAGUUGCACUUGUAGGGGAUGCAGCCGGGUAUGUAACAAAGUGCUCAGGUGAGGGGAUUUACUUCGCGGCAAAGAGCGGUCGCAUGUGCGCAGAGGCAAUAGUAGAAGGCUCUGAGAACGGCGCCCGCUUGAUUGACGAGAGUGACUUGAGGAAAUACUUGGCAAAAUUCGACAAGAUGUACUGGCCAACCUACAAGGUAUUAGACAUCUUACAGAAGGUGUUCUACCGGUCUAAUCCAGCAAGAGAGGCCUUUGUAGAGAUGUGCGCUGAUGAAUAUGUCCAGAAGAUGACCUUUGAUAGCUACUUAUACAAGACAGUGGUGCCUGGAAGUCCUCUGGAUGAUCUCAAGCUAGCAAUAAACACAAUCGGCAGCCUAGUCCGUGCAAACGCUCUCAAAAGAGAGAUGGCCAAGCUAACUUUGUGAUUUCACCCAAACUCUUCUUAUUCAUUUAUAAUAUAUUUGUACCAGUUAUUUUGUAUUAUCUAAAUAUAUAUGUUUUGGAGGGAA